Messenger RNA from Gambusia affinis (western mosquitofish), 3363 nucleotides. Its product is annotated as neuronal acetylcholine receptor subunit beta-2-like. Gene Ontology annotation, cellular component: synapse; postsynaptic membrane; neuron projection. The record is from RefSeq and is a predicted model, not a curated record. Gene Ontology annotation, biological process: signal transduction; regulation of membrane potential; nervous system process. The transcript is spliced from 8 exons. Lineage: Eukaryota; Metazoa; Chordata; Actinopteri; Cyprinodontiformes; Poeciliidae. Gene Ontology annotation, molecular function: transmembrane signaling receptor activity; acetylcholine-gated monoatomic cation-selective channel activity. Bases 509 to 2023 code for a protein of 504 amino acids.
GUUCCAGCGGGAGCGCAUCAGAGGCUUCAUUAGAGAUCUGCAAACUUCCGCCGGCUGAAGAUGGGUCAAGUCACAGAGAAAGAAGUUUGCGUUUGAAAUUUCUGGAGACAACAGCGACGCCAAAGUGGAUCUCGUCUAUAACUGUUUGAUCUGGAUCGACGUUGUGACAGUGGCUGCUUGCGGCGGGAAAAAUAAUAAUAAUAAUAAGAAAUUAAAAUACAGCGUGCCUUUUAACGCUCUGAGAUAAAACGACCACAAUGUGUUUUUCAAUUUUUAGGCUGUGAACCUUUUUGUCUCCAUGUUCCCAUGUUUUCCUUUUUCCUUUUUAAUGUUCUGAAAAAUUCAAGAAUUUAAAAUCGGUCUAGUUGCUCUGAAACUGUGGGAAAGAAAAUCCUAUUUCAUCACGAUGGACAACACAGAUUGAAUUUAGUCAUUAAAUGGACUUCAAAUUCUUCUUUGAAGAGCAACGUCGGAAAGUAACAAGUUUGUGCAAGGAAGCGGGAAGGAGAUGACACCCAACCCUUUAUUCCUGGUCCUCAUUCUGUCGCUUACUAACAGCAGAGCAGAGAAUGCUGAGGAGCGGCUGGUGAACCACCUGCUGGGACCGGAGCGCUACAACAAGCUGAUCAGACCUGCGGUGAACAAGAGCCAACAGGUCACCAUCUCCAUACAGGUUUCUCUGUCGCAGCUCAUCAGUGUUAAUGAAAGGGAGCAGAUAAUGACCACCAAUGUGUGGCUGUUUCAGGAAUGGAAUGACUACAGACUGAGAUGGGACCCGGAAAAAUAUGAAGGCAUCAAAAAACUGCGAAUACCUUCCAAACUGAUCUGGCUUCCUGACAUAGUGCUUUACAACAAUGCCGACGGAGUGUAUGAAGUUUCCUUCUACUGCAACGCUGUGGUCUCCAACACGGGCGACAUCUUCUGGCUCCCCCCAGCCAUCUACAAGUCCGCAUGCUCCAUCGAGGUGCAGAACUUUCCCUUCGAUCAACAGAACUGCACGCUCAAGUUUCGCUCCUGGACGUACGACCACACAGAGGUGGACCUCAUCCUCACCAGCGAUUUCGCCAGCCGGGACGACUUCACGCCGAGCGGGGAGUGGGACAUCGUCUCGCUCCCGGCACGCAAAAACGAGGACCCCAGCGACAUCACGUACCUUGACAUCACUUACGAUUUCGUCAUCAAGAGGAAGCCUCUGUUUUACACCAUCAAUCUGAUCAUCCCGUGCGUGCUGAUCACGUCGUUGGCCAUCCUGGUGUUCUAUUUGCCUUCGGACUGCAGGGAGAAGAUGACGCUGUGCAUCUCGGUGCUGCUGGCCCUCACCGUGUUCCUGCUCCUGAUAUCAAAGAUAGUGCCACCCACCUCCCUGGCAGUGCCACUCAUAGGUAAAUACUUGAUGUUCACCAUGGUGCUGGUCACAUUCUCCACUGUCAGUACGGCCUGUGUCCUCAAUGUGCAUCACCGCUCCCCGUCUACUCACUACAUGCCAGACUGGGUCAAGCACCUCUUCUUGGUUCGCCUUGCAACCUUCCUGCUCAUGAGACGCCCGGGUUCCUCCAACGUCCACAAUAAACUCCGCAAAAGGCUCACCAGCAGGAAGGCCGUCAUUAAAAGCAGCUCCCACAGUGCCGCAGGCAGGAGGCAGCACACUGACGCCAGACUGGGAGGAAUCCCCACAGACUGCAACUCUUUCUACGUUAACGAGGAUUCGGCGUACAACUGCUGUUGGAAGAUGGGCGACGCCCGGGACUCCCCCGACUUUGGGAGGCCGACGGCGGCGCAGUUGGAUGCAGAGCUGGAAGAAGCAGUGGAUGGAGUGAAAUAUAUCGCUGAACACAUGAAGAUGGAAGGCGGCAAUGAAGGGAUCAUCGAGGACUGGAAGUACGUUGCCAUGGUGAUAGAUCGCCUCUUUCUCUGGAUCUUCAUCCUGGUGUGUGUGGUGGGAACUCUGGGACUCUUCAUGCAGCCUCUCUUCCAGAGCUACAACACGCCCACAGCUGAUGACACGGAAUAUGGAGAUUUCUAGGAUUUCUGUGGCACAGAAGAGAAAACAGUCAAAUCAGCAUCAAAAGAAGAAAAGAAGCUGAACACUUGUCAAACAUAAUUCAGCUGCUGCUGGUCUGAUCUGAUCUGAUGUGCAUUCAGCCUGAUCUGGGCAGCCUGCCACACUUUUUGAAUUUGCAACGUUGGACUUUAAAUGUGAACCAGUGUUUUGUGCGAGGAUUGAAGCUUGAUCACAUGUCCAAGAGCAAUGACAGAUUUUAUAACUCUUUUUCUGUCCAUUUGAUGAAUACACCUUCACCACUACUUUAGGACAGAUUUUGAUCAUUUUGAACCACUGUGAAAGUUUGGACUGGGUUCAAGUCAAAGACAGACUGGUAUAUUCACACUGUGGCACUUGUGAAGUCAUCUGCCUUCUGCUGCAUUAUGGAAACUCUCUGAACAUGUAGGCCUAUUAUUCACGGUAGAGGAUAAUUAUUUCUCCUCCACCCACUCCAUUCAAACCAAUAUUUAAUGACACAACAGGAACAUUGUGUCUUUUUCACCUUUCUUUCUUUAUUAUAAAGCUAUUAUUCCACCGUCCCCUUAGUGAGCUCUUCAUUUCCAUUGACUGUUCUACUUUGGAUGUUACUUGUUCUGCUGUUAUCUUCUGUCUCUGCGUUUUUCUUCUUUGGUUAUUUAUUUAUUUAUUUUUUUGUCUGUUAUUUUUUUUUUUUGUCUGUUAUUUUUUGUGAGAGGAUAUGUCAAAAAAACCUGUCAGACAAAAAGACGACUCGGGAAAACUUCCCCGAAAGACUACAUGACAAAAAGUGAUGUAAAAGCAGUGAAAGAGUGAUUGGUUGCAGCCACCAUAGCUACAGAGAAACGUGUCGGAAGCUGAUUUGUGACUUGGGAUUACUUUCUUCAGAUUGAACUGGUUUUUUUUCUCAAGGUGGAUGAAACCCAAUCAAGUUGGGUUUUUUUUUUUUUUUUUACCCAACAUUACAGAUUUCAGCCAGCGAGCUUAGGAAUGAGGGAUUUUAGCUAUCAGACUCAAUAAGACUGAAAGUAAAGAUCUAAACAAAAGUGAUGUGUCUGUCAUCUGACAGAGAUAGAAAGCCUGAAGGAUGGAGUGAGGGACUGCUGCCAAAUCAAGAUGUUUUAAAUCUACGAAAAGAAAGAAAGAAUGCUGAAGCUGAAACUACAGAAAUGUUUAUUUGACGUGUGCGCGGCACAUUUUUGUAACAAGUUGAUUGUGCAGGAUGUAGGUCACAUUAAAGACAGAAGAUGUUUUGAAAGGGCCUUGUCUAUUCCUUUUGUUUUUUUUUUUUACUUUUUGGAUUUAAACUGAGGGUAGCUACGCUUUUUGGAACGAUGCAAAUGUAC